CCGCCUCACCGCCCCCGGCGCGAUCGCCCACGCAGCAGCCAUGGCGGAGAUCGUCGACCCGGCCGCCGCCGCCGCCGGCGGCGAGCCGGAGGAGCAGGAGGAGGCGCGGUCGCUCUCCACGGCCGCGGCGGCGGCCGCGGCCGCGGACGACGACGAGGACGACGAGGAGGAGGGGGACGUGUGCCGGAUCUGCCGCAACCGCGGCGACGACGAGCACCCGCUGCGCUACCCCUGCGCCUGCAGCGGCAGCAUCAAGUUCGUGCACCAGGACUGCCUCCUCCAGUGGCUCGACCACAGCAACUCCCGCCAGUGCGAGGUCUGUAAGCACGCGUUCUCUUUCUCGCCUGUCUAUGCUCAGAAUGCUCCAACCAGACUUCCUUUCCAAGAACUUGUGUUUGGGGUUGGGAUGAAAGCAUGCCACGUGUUUCAGUUUGUGCUCCGGCUUGCCUUUGUUCUCUCAGUCUGGCUCAUGAUUAUCCCCUUCAUUACCUACUGGAUAUGGCGGUUAACAUUUGUGAGAAGUCUUGGUGAAGCACAAAGGCUGUUCUUGAGUCACAUCAGCGCUCAGUUGAUUCUCAGUGAUUGCCUACAUGGAUUUCUUCUCUCAGCUAUCAUUGUCCUUAUAUUUCUUGGAGCUACCUCUUUAAGGGACUAUAUAAGGCACUUGAGGGAACUUGGAGGACAUGAAGCUGACAGGGACGAUGCAGGCCGUGAAAGGCAUGGUGCCCGAGCUGUCAGAAGGCUAGCUGGUCCUAAUAACAGGGUUCCUGGUGCAGAUGGAAAUAUUGAUGACCUGGCUGAAGCCCAAGGGCUUGGUGCUGGGGAACUUCUGAGGAGAAAUGCAGAAAAUGUUGCUGCUCGAUUGGAAAGACUAGAGGCCCAAGUUGAGCAGAUGUUAGAUGGUCUGGAUGAUGCGGAUGGUGCGGAGGAUGUUCCUUUUGAUGAACUUGUUGGUAUGCAAGGGCCAGUAUUUCACUUGGUUGAGAAUGCAAUUACGGUUUUGGCCAGCAAUGCUAUAUUCCUCAUUGUUGUGAUCUUCGUACCAUUCUCAUUGGGAAGGAUUGUCCUGUAUUAUCUAUCAUGGUUUUUCUCUUCAGCCUCCAGUCCUAUGCUGGCUAGGGUGAUGCCAUUUACGGAAUCUGCUAUUUCUUUGGCUAAUGAAACAUUGAAUAGUGCUUUUAAUGCCAUGAAGAAUUUCUCUUCCGACAGUCACAAUGAAGGUGUUAUUGGGCAUGUGAUUGAGGUGGUUACUCAGUCCUUGAAGAUAAAUGCCACUGGUCUUGCUGUAAUGCAGGGCACUGGGAAGAGCAGUCUGGUGAAAGGAACAGCUAUUGGCUCAUCUUAUCUUUCAGAUCUGACAACUCUUGCUGUUGGAUACAUGUUUAUCUUUUGCCUUGUCUUUUUGUACAUUGGAUCACUGGCUUUACUUCGAUACGCCCGUGGAGAACGUUUUACUAUUGGAAGACUUUAUGGCAUCGCUGCAAUACUAGAGGCCAUUCCAUCUCUAUGCAGGCAGUUCUUUUCUGGAAUGAAGCAUCUCAUGACCAUGGUCAAAGUUGCGUUCCUUUUGGUGAUAGAACUCGGAGUAUUUCCCCUUGUGUGUGGUUGGUGGCUUGAUGUCUGCACUCUUAAGAUGUUGGGUACAACAAUUUCUCAAAGAGUUGAAUUCUUUACGAUGUCACCCUUGGCGAGCUCCUCGAUCCAUUGGCUUGUUGGGAUUGUAUAUAUGCUCCAAAUAAGCAUAUUUGUCAGCCUUCUUCGAGGGGUACUGCGGAAUGGAGUUCUUUACUUCUUACGGGAUCCUGCUGAUCCAAAUUACAAUCCUUUUAGGGACCUGAUCGAUGAUCCUGUGCAUAAACAUGCUCGACGAGUCCUUUUAUCUGUCGCUGUGUAUGGAAGCUUGAUUGUGAUGCUGGUCUUCUUGCCUGUCAAACUGGCCAUGCGAGUAGCUCCUAAAACUUUUCCUCUGGACAUUACCAUUUUUGACCCUUUUACCGAGAUUCCAGUUGAUGUGCUUCUGUUCCAAAUAUGCAUCCCAUUUGCGAUUGAGCAUUUCAAGCCUCGGGCAACUAUUAAAGCUCUGUUGCAUCAUUGGUUUGCUGUGAUUGGCUGGGCACUAGGCUUAACAGAUUUCUUACUACCAAAACCUGAAGAAAAUGCUGCUGGGCAAGAGAACUGGAAUGGCAGGGCAGAAAGAAGAGAUAGAGUACAUGGUGGGAUGGAAAUGGUAGCCCCACAGCUUGAGCAGCGUAUGAUUCAGCAUGCUGCCAUAGAUAAUGAUGGUAGGGGUAAUGCAAAUGAAGCCAAUGACAUUGCUGAAGAAUCUGAUGUAGAUGAUCAAGGAGAUUCAGAGUACAGUUUUGCACUCCGUAUCAUACUCUUGCUUAUACUGGCAUGGAUGACGCUACUCAUAUUCAAUGCUGGAAUGAUUGUUAUUCCUAUCUCACUUGGUCGUCUUGUUUUUGAGGCUGUUCCCCGCCUGCCAAUCACACAUGGCAUCAAGUGCAAUGAUCUGUUCUCUUUUAGCAUCGGUUGCUAUAUUAUCUGGAGUGCAGCAGCUGGAACCAGAUAUGCAGUUGACUACAUUAGAUCACGACGUCUGGGCUUCCUGGUACAACAGAUCUGCAAGUGGUGCUCUAUUGUCCUGAAGAGUUCUGCUCUCCUGUCAAUAUGGAUCUUCGUUAUCCCCGUGCUGAUUGGACUCCUUUUUGAGCUGCUGGUGAUUGUACCCAUGAGGGUGCCUAUUGACGAGAGCCCAGUUUUUCUGCUGUAUCAGGAUUGGGCACUUGGAUUAAUAUUCUUGAAAAUUUGGACUAGACUGGUGAUGCUGGAUCAAAUGGCACCUUUGGUUGAUGAAAGCUGGAGGAUGAAGUUUGAGAGAGUAAGAGAGGAUGGCUUCUCCCGUUUGAAAGGUCUAUGGGUCCUGCACGAAAUCAUUACCCCCAUCAUCACGAAGCUCCUUACUGCUCUAUGUGUCCCAUACGUCCUUGCAAGGGGUGUGUUCCCGGUGCUGGGCUACCCACUGAUCGUGAACUCGGCAGUCUACCGUUUUGCCUGGCUCGGGUGCCUGAUAUUCAGCACGCUCUUCUUCUGCGGCAAGAGAUUCCACGUCUGGUUCACCAACCUCCACAACUCCAUCAGGGAUGACCGCUAUCUCAUUGGCCGGAGGCUGCACAACUUUGGCGAGGACUCCCGUCGGUCGAACGAACCUGAUGAGACUCCAGGUUCAUUAGAGGACGACCUUGCGCUGAUCCCUCUAGAUCAUCAGGACAAUGACGACGUCGGGCUGAGGUUCAGGGGCAACAACCGUCAUGAAGACGCGGGGGUGGUUGUCGGUUAAGCAGGAGCUUGUGACCGGCAUUGUAGAGUGAAUGAGUUGCCCUGUAGUGUUAGGGUAGUAGGCAAGCAUUGUUGUACAACACACAUAGUAGCGAGGGGAAUAAGCUAGAUAGAAGGAUUUCGUGCCGAAAGCUGAUGGUCAACUGCCUCUUUUUUUGUUCCUGUGGUAGUCGUUGCUGAAUGUAUAUAUUGGCGGAGCACCUAAGAAGACAUAACCUGAUGUUGUUCUGAUGUAAUGUGUAAGGAUAAAUCUGAUUCGACACUGGUGUAAUGGCUGAUGUUUCACGUUGGACCUA
Molecule: messenger RNA, 3635 nt
Organism: Triticum dicoccoides
Lineage: Eukaryota; Viridiplantae; Streptophyta; Magnoliopsida; Poales; Poaceae
Product: probable E3 ubiquitin ligase SUD1
Exons: 9
Coding region: 41-3340 (1099 amino acids)
Biological process (GO): ERAD pathway
Cellular component (GO): endoplasmic reticulum membrane
Molecular function (GO): zinc ion binding
Source: RefSeq, a predicted model, not a curated record